This is a messenger RNA of Limanda limanda (common dab), 5170 nucleotides long. RefSeq names its product UDP-GlcNAc:betaGal beta-1,3-N-acetylglucosaminyltransferase 5a (gene b3gnt5a). The record is from RefSeq and is a predicted model, not a curated record. The coding region runs from base 831 to 2012 and encodes 393 amino acids. NCBI's taxonomy places the organism in Eukaryota, Metazoa, Chordata, Actinopteri, Pleuronectiformes, Pleuronectidae. Gene Ontology annotation, biological process: brain development. Gene Ontology annotation, cellular component: membrane. The transcript has 2 exons.
CUCACAAACGCACAGAGGCUCAGACCUUCAGGGAAAUAAGAGAAGAUAUUUGAAGCUCCCCUGAGCCGGACUACUUCAUCUGACAGGGGAAUCAUGUGGAGGAAAAUCUGACAAAGUGGCAGAAAGCAGAGAAGGGGCAAGGAAAAAAGGAGCAGUUGGAAAGUGUGUGUUUUUUACGAAGAGAGAGAGAGCGAGCAAGAGCGAGAGAGAGAGAGAGAGAGAGAGAGAGAGGAAGAGUUUACAGGAGCUGGGCAGAGAGGAGGAGGAUUUUCUGUACUUUAACUCACACAUCCAUUGGACCUGAACCACCCGGUGCGACAUGCUCUUAUAUGGCCUUCUGACAUAAACGUAACCAGAGAGGAGAAGGAGGGACAAGUACGUGGAGGAGAGGGGUCAACUCACCAGGAAUUCUCAGAACAUAAGGAAGAAAAAUUAUGUGAAUUGGUCGAUCAUCAUGUGGAAUCAAAGCAUUUGCUUCACACAGCAGAAAAAGUUCAGUAACGGCGCACCCAGACAAAGCCUGACAAAGGCCUACUGGACUUGACAGCAUCAAAAAGAGAAGCCAGCUGGUAGGUCAGAAGCAGGAGGAGCAAAAGAGGAUAUGUGUGAGUCGAGACAGACGAUGUAAGUUAAAGCAAAAGAUGAGAAGGAAGACAAUUAGAUUAAGGAAAGGAGCACUAGAGACUGAAGGUGAGAAUUGAGAGGUCAAAUUUGAGAGUGAAAGGAAGCUAAGAUUAAAUAAAAUACUCUGCUAUCAGAAAACAUAGCUCUCGGAGAGUAGAAGUCUGAACAGGCAGUCACUGUUAAGACAGAAAUAAGCAGGAGUCGCGAUGAUAAUGCAUUUUCGUCGCAUCCACAAGUUCAAGUGCGUACAGCUGAUGACCACAUGCCUGGUACUGUGUAUGGUGAUGGUCUCCUGGGAGGACCUGGACCACCAUGUAGUCAGCCACAUGAGAUCCUAUACGUACCGCUAUCUGGUCAACAGCUAUGACUUUCUCAAUUCAUCAUUCAGCAUCGCUUCCAAACAUCACCAUGGUCAGGAUGGUUCUGACAGUGUGGAUUGGAGUUUAGGGAGGUAUCCAUACCUCCUUAACCACCCAGGUAAAUGUAAAGGUGAUGGAAAUGGCUGGGAGGAUGUCCUCUUGCUUCUGUUCGUGAAAUCAUCACCAGAGAACUUUGAGCAGCGUCAGGCUAUCAGGGAGACAUGGGGAAAUGAGAGCUUCCUUUUGUCAGAACUAAGGGCAAACGUGAAGGUGGUGUUUGCCCUCGGCAUGCACCCGCAUAUCAAGCGGAGAACAAGAGUUCAGAUUGCACUGCAGCAGGAAGACCAAGCCUAUAGAGACCUGAUUCAACAAAACUUUGCGGACACAUUCCACAACCUGACUGCCAAACUGAUCCUGCAGUUCCACUGGUGCCAUGAGUACUGUCCUCAAGCACGGUUUUUAAUGUCUGCGGACGAUGAUAUCUUUAUUCACAUGCCCAAUUUGGUUAAGUACUUGAGGCAGCUCAUGAGUAGCCAGUCAGGGGCUAGACAUCUAUGGGUUGGACAUGUACAUAGAGGAUCCCCUCCAAACCGCCGUAAAGACAGCAAGUAUUUUGUUCCCUAUGAUCUGUACCCCUGGCCUUCUUAUCCAGACUACACAGCUGGAGCAGGAUAUGUAGUUUCAGGGGAUGUGGCCGCUAAAAUCUACCAUGCAACUCUGAUGUUGAAAUCCUCCAUCUACAUCGAUGAUGUUUUCAUGGGAAUUUGUGCCAAUGUCAUGGGGGUUUCUCCCAAGGAGCAUGUGCACAUUUCAGGGGAGGGCAAGGCUCCAUACCACCCCUGCAUCUAUGAUAACAUGAUCACAUCACACGGUCACGCUACAGACGUGCGCUCACUGUGGCAAGCAACAAUAGAUGCUACAGUGUACAGAGGAUUUAAGGGUAAUCUGUACUGCACAGCAGUGAGAGCGAUGCUGCUCUGUCUGCCAUAUUAUCAGACCACAUACCCCUGUAUGGCUGCUUUUACAUAAGAGGUCUUUAGAUGAUGCUCAGAGUGUGUAUGCUAAAUGUGCUGAACAAACAAAUGCCGUUUUAUUUCACUGUUUGCUGGUUGUAAUAUGUGUGUGCUAUUUUGGAACAAAGAUCAAAGCUGUUAUGUAAACCAAACAUUAACCUAGUAGUUAUUCAAUCAUAGCAGAAUUGGGUUUCACAUUUUUUAAGUUCAGGACAAAAGAGGUAAAAGUCACCCCAAGGUUCUGUUUACAUGAGGAUCUUUUGUCUCGGUGACCACACAUCCAUUGUUAUUCACUUGCCAACCCCUGAAGAAAAUUUGUUCUCUCUGGAAAGUCUGACAUCAUUUCUGAACCAGCUGUUAAAUACUAUUAAUUAUUAUGCAACUGAGGCAAUUAAAUCAUUAAAAGACUAUAAAUGUGGGAAUUUUCUGGUUUUCUCUGUUCCAUCGUUAAUAGCUUUGGAUUUUAGACUGUUGGUCUGACAAAAGACUUACUCAUAGGCUAAGAAGAUGUAUCAAUAAGAGAGAAUAAUUUGCAUAUAAACAACAAAAUGAGGUGCUUGUUAAUGGGUAAUUUGUAAUCAUUGCUUAUUUCCGGCAUGCAACUAGAUAAUCCUGUCCAUUCUUGCACCAUUGACUUUUGAAUUUGUUUUUAGUACUGCUGUGAAUGACUCAAUCUCAUCAGGCGGAUAAAAUGCAUCAGGAUUUUCCUAUUGAGACACAAGAAAAUGCCACAUCCAGCCAGAUACUCAGCAACUUGUAAAAAGUGUUGGAUUCAUAAUUUUACCUACUAAGUUAUUUACAAAGGUUUUACAAAAUCCGAGGGUUCCAGGGCAGUUGAUUUACUUGUUUGCCCUUACAGCAUACCUCUUUGUAAGAGAACGAGUAUCGUACACAACAUUUUUCUGCAUGAAAUUAUAGUUUUACUCCUUAUUUUCACUAAAAUGUUGCAAAAGAGACAUAAAGAAGCAGAUGGUCAAAGGAAGUCACUGCUUAAUCCCCUGUUUAGGAGUAUAUUACAUUAAAGGAUCUUCAUUUUGAGAAGAAAGAAAAGUAUGUAACUCAAACAGGUCAACUAUGAUAAGUAGACAUCUAAUUUGAACCUGGAUGAUGUCAUCAACCUUUAAAUUGAUACGGCAAAAAGUUGACAAAGUUCUAAAAAAAAUUUAAGUGUUUCUUGCGGCAGCAAAAAAAUUUAGUUACUAAAUUCUCAGGUUCAAGGUAGUCCUCAGUAAUGUCUGACUACUUUAAUUGUAGGUAGGUAGAGCUGUUUGGUGGAAAACAAUGGAAGUAGUGAGUGAAACUGAGGCCGUAAUGCAGAACACAGGGCAUCAUGUGAGAAGAUUUUCAUAUCCUUUUUAGAAAAUUAUAUUUUACUUGAUCAUUAGCAUAUUUAACAGCGAUAAAAUUGUCACAUGAUAAUAGGUCUACAUGUGGGAUAAUCCUUGAACAUGUCAACGGACAGUAGAUGCAAAACAAAGGUCUUACUACAGCAAAGAAGUCUUUGACUAAUAUGUGAGGCAGUGAAGAGGAUUUCAGUCAGUGAUGAUUCACUGUCACAUGUUCAAACACAUACCACACACUGAUCUGCGUAAAGUCCCGAGGCAGUGACAACCAACACGCAACCAACACUGAAAUGUAUAAGCUCCUAUAUGGCAGUAAAAAGUAAAAUUGGAUCGACAUGAUGAUGAUAGUGAACAGAGAGUUUACUUUGCAUUAAGUUUUAUAAAUUUAUUUUUCUAUGAAGUCAUUUUGGUAUAGCAUUUACAAUAAAUCAAUCAAUAAUUCUGAAAUCAAAUGUGCUUGUUUCUCCUAUUGUGCAGAAGGGCAGUCUAUAUGCAUAUGUUGCAGGAAAAGUGUGUGUGCUGAUUACCAGUAUGUGAUACUUAAGCCUUUUCAUUGUCAGCUUGUUUUUAGAUUGUCAUUGUUAUCAGAGUGAUAUGAAUGAAUGCCUGUUUUGUUUGGUUCUUUUUGUAUGUUCAUACAUGAUACAAUCUCUGUGGUUAAUCUGUUUACUGUUUAACUAAACUACAACAUAACAUUACAAAUUAUUCUCUUAAAGGAGAAUUUAUCUGUCAAUUCAUUUAUUUUUUAAUUUCUCUGUCCCUUCAGUCCAUUUCCCCUGUCUUGGUCUCACUCUGAUCAUUCUUUUCCUGUGACCCAAGCUUCCUUUUUCUCUGACCACUUCUGCAUCCUGUUAAACAUCGGUAUCUUUGAAGAAUAAUGCUGAUACAUGCUGAAUCACCUUGGCCAUGCAUGGUCAUCAUCAUCGCCAUGAUCUUAUAAGGAUUUUUUUUUGUUACCUCUGGGGGAGGAUCAUAUAUUCACCAUAUGAUGUAAAUUAAUGGGUUGUUUUUUAUUCUAUAGUUAAAAAACACCUACAAACCUUUUUCAGCUAAUUCUAAAUUAAAUGUCAGAUGCAGCUUCAUCAGACACAUUGGUUUGAGAUUUUGCUCCUGUAAGCAGGGACACUCUGAUGAAAAAAAUCAGACACAAGCAUUCCUGCUGAUAGACGUUCUCACCUGCGUCUGUUGGACAAACUUUCCUCUGUCUCGUUCGUUAACAUGACGUGGGUGGAACCUCCUUGGCUUUCCUCAUGCAUCACCUCAAUCUGUGACAAACAAACACAGACACAAUCAUGCAGCAAAAAUUAAAUAUGUUGGAGGGUUUGUUUUGCAUUUGUCUAAAGUGCUGAUGUGAAACUACAAUGUUAAGAGAAAAAUCUUUUUAUGUUGUAUGUUUGGUUUUUGUGAAUGGUGCAUUCAAACAAAAUCUUCCUUAGCGGGGGUCUCUGGUAAAUGUGCAGCAGCUACAAAGCCACAGCACACUCAAGAUUACCAGCAGUUUUUGUUCUUGUCAGCUGCCUGGAUACAAAGUGUUUAGUUUCCUUAUAAGACAGAAAUCUAAUGAUAUGUCUGUUUCAUUGUUUGGUGAUGUAAUGCAGCAAGGCCUGAACUGUGUUUUGAGCAGGAUGUAGCAAACCUAAUGGAAACUGCUGACAAAUGCAAAUACAGACAGACAGACGACGCACUUUGUUACGGCAGCAGUUGGCAUACUGGAACUACUGUUUGUGUUAAUGUGUUUGCAAACUAUGUACAGUAUGUAAAGGCUGAUCAACAUCUCUCAUCUGCUCUCUUGAUGGGAUGCAUUUUUGUAAAUAAAGACCAACAAACAUCA